Molecule: messenger RNA, 2621 nt
Organism: Papilio machaon (common yellow swallowtail)
Lineage: Eukaryota; Metazoa; Arthropoda; Insecta; Lepidoptera; Papilionidae
Product: zinc finger protein 81-like
Exons: 14
Coding region: 638-2260 (540 amino acids)
Biological process (GO): regulation of transcription by RNA polymerase II
Cellular component (GO): nucleus
Molecular function (GO): RNA polymerase II cis-regulatory region sequence-specific DNA binding; DNA-binding transcription factor activity, RNA polymerase II-specific
Source: RefSeq, a predicted model, not a curated record
CCAUUGACCCAGUUUAUAUAUCCUGUCACUUACAUCUUAUACAUUGCAGUAUUUAAUUGAAAAUAAUUUAAAGAAUCAUAAUAAUUGACAUGAACACUUUACAUGAAUGCUUAUUGUGGUAUAUCCAAAAACAUAAAAUAUCAACUUAUUAAGGGAACAGUAUCACAAUGAAUUUCCCACAGUCAAUAUAAGGUGAUUACUCAACGAGCAAGCUUCCUACGUUAACUGAACCACAACCACACCUCAACAUGAAUCUUGUGAAAGUACAGCAAAGAGAAAGUGAGGAGCAUGUUAGAGCUACAUGCACAGACAUACGUACAAUCAAAUUGCCAGCAUAGUGUGUAUAACUAACUCGCCGGUUGACUAUUGAGCCAGCAUAAAAAACUUUCUUUAACCCACUUUCUUAUUAGUAGUAGUUUGCGAUCAUCUUUCGCCUCUCGACGUUUAACGUUUUAGUGUAGUUGCGUGUGUGGCGGUCGAAAGUGGUAUGUGCCCUACCAUCUGGUUCCCUGUGGUCCCGUAGUGGCGCGCGGUGGUGGUACCGUCGUGGGGAUAUUCGUGGUGACCGAAUGACGAAAGUGUGACAGUGCUUUUUUAAUCUUAUUUUCUCCCGCUUCGUCGCGAAGUGGAGGGUGCAAUGUGCGACAUGCAGAAGAUGCCCACAAGAGAGAAGGAUGCCCCUUGUGAAGAAGACUCGGAGAUGAAUUUUACUGCUUUCUCAGCGGUGGGGGGAGCAGGCACACAUUUCAUAACAACAGGAGGCCAGCUGCCGGUUGCCAAACUACAACAGAACAUAUCCAACAAUGGUGGCACAAUGUCACAGGUUGUGGGUGUCAUGGGAGGUGUCAGUUUACCAGACGGCAUGCAGUAUGUCCGCACCCUGGAUGGUGGUGCAACGCUGCAGACACCACAACUCAUAACAGUACCUAUAGCAUUGCCUGGUGCUAAACCAGGUGACCCGCAGCCAACCGUACAAAUUCAAGUCCUGAGCCCAAAUUUAACGCUACAAGCCCAGCAGCAACCUAAAUAUCAGAUGCAAAUACCUAUACAAGGAUAUCAACAAGGUGGUGCAGUACUUACUCUGGCAUAUUCACCUGAAAACAAUGAACCUAACGGUAUACAGCUGGUUGGGAAUGCUAUGCCUGAUGGUACAAUAAGGAUUCGACCAGGUGUCCAGGUGCUAACAGCCAUGCCGCAGGAAAUCAAUAUGGACUCAAAAGAGCAGAUUCAACAAAAUGUGCAGCAGGUAUUUGUGACUCAGAAUAAUGAGAUAGUGUUGGGGUCAGAGCAGCGCGCCCUCAACAACAACACUCGCGGCGACAACAACAACGACUUUGAAGUGCACAUCAAAGAGGAGCGCAUUGAGAAGCCUAAUGAUGAUGAGAGCUCUCAAGGCGCUGAGGGCAGUGAGGGCGUGUCUUGGCGAGUGCUGGACAACACUGAGCUCAUCAAAUACCUCAACUCACUGCCGCCGCAGGAAGCGGAGGCGUUGCCGUCGUCACUGCAGCAGUACCUGAGACUGAACGUGAAGAGGGACUGGCCUGAGGAUGGCAGCGCCACCUCGGAGGAGAAACAAGUACUAGAUGCAGAUGGUGUACUGCGAGUGAAAAAGAAGAAGAAAUACAAGAAGAAGCCGCCGAAGCCCGCGCGGCCGAAGCCAGGACAGGUGGUGAUAGCAAAGGCGUCUGAUGGCACCGCAGUAUACUGCUGCCCAGAGUGUCAGAUGGCAUACCCAGCCAAGGAACAGCUUGAGAUGCAUCUUAUCGUUCACAAGAUUGAACGACGUUUUAUAUGUGGUAUCUGCGGCGCGGGACUGAAGCGCAAGGAGCACCUGGAGCGGCACAAGCUGGGCCACAAUCCGGAGCGACCAUACCAGUGCAAGGUGUGCAACAAGGGGUUCAAGCGACGUGAACAUCUCAACUUGCACGCAGUCAUACACUCCGGCAUCAAGACUGAGCACUGCGCAGAAUGUGGCAAAGGUUUCUAUAGGAAAGAUCAUUUGCGGAAGCAUGCGCGGUCACACGAGAGCAGACGUGCACGAGACGGACAUGCAGCUGAAGAUAAACCCGCAAUACUCGCCCAGUCUGCAUCACAUGAUGACAACAUGCCCGGCAUCACCAUACACGUACCGACGAGUUCGAAUUCACAGAUGCCAAUACAGAUCAGUAUACCGCAGCAUGUGGUCUCCUCGCUGCAGGCACAAAACGCGCCCAUUGACGCCCACAGUCAGCUUGAUGCGCUGCUCGCUGACAACUCGUGACCUCUCUGCCCACCCCACAUUGACACACAAGUGUGUCAAGAUAAGUGACAACCAUCAUUAGUGACACUAUAUUAUAAAAUUACUGCUCCUUGUUCAUAUCAAAAAAACUGUCUUAAUAUCCUUGUCAGAUGUCUUGUGUGUAAUUUUUUUGUAUUACUAGGUUGUACUUUAUUUUCUGACAGAAUUAACUGCGAUAACAACGCCUCUCACCGGGCCAGAUACAGCCGGGUAUUUUUUUUACAUGGCAAUAAUGUGACAAUAAAAAAUGAAAUUAACAACACUAAAAUAAUCAAAGCGGUAAAAAUAGACAUUCGAAAUAUGAUCUUUGGCAGCAAUAGAACAAUAAAAAAAACAUGUAAAU